Brassicogethes aeneus is the source of this 736-nucleotide messenger RNA. Lineage: Eukaryota; Metazoa; Arthropoda; Insecta; Coleoptera; Nitidulidae. The record is from the annotation of a GenBank genome assembly.
AUGCUUUCUUUAACUCACCUAUUGUACAAAACAUGGAUAUUGCUCUUGUGCAGGAACCAUACUGCACUUUUACACAUACUGCAAACAAGUUUGUUGUCCCGGGCAUUGGGCACUACAAGUUCAUUUCGUUCGUGCAUCGUCGUGCUUAAUCCGCUUGUGGAUGUACUACCUGCUAAUAUACUAAACUCCUACACUAUUGUCGUCGCUUCAGUGGAGUGCAGUGGGCUGUCCUUUGCUCUCAUUAGCGCGUACCUCCCGCCGAGGGAUGAGCUGACCGUGUCCGCGGAUACUAUGUCUUCUCUUAUCAAUGACAUUCCUUCCUGCGAUUAUUUGCAUGGAUGCUAAUGCCAAAAACCCUAUAUGGUUCUCAAACAUAUUAGACCACAGAGGCGAACUUCUCGAGAGUUUCGCUCUCGAGAAUGACUUACUAUGCAUUAACACUCCGCAGCCGCAUCACACCUUCAGCUCUCCUCUCGGCGAUAGUAACGUGGACCUUACCAUGUGCUCUGCAGCCCUUCUUAACAAAGUCUCUGAUUGGACGGUGACUCUUGACAUCUGCCCGAGUGGCCACCGGAUGAUAUCAUUUAAGCUUGCCUUGUCUUCCCCCAAGAGACAAAAAGACUAUGUCUGGUCUAGACAGAUCAGACAAGUCAACGUUGAUUAUGCUCUCGACGAAACUAUCAUCGGUAUGCGUGCUGUCGAUGGUUUUCCUUGGGCUCCUACCACUGAAUCUUAA